GUUACAUAUUUGGGUAAGGUUUCCACAACAGGGAUGCAGUUUUUGUCAGGCUGCACAGAGAAACCAGUCAUUGAAUUAUGGAAGAAGCACACACUCCCCAGGGAGGAUAUUUACCCAGCUAAUGCCCUUCUGGAAAUUCGCCCUUUCCAAGUCUGGCUGCAUCAUCUGGACCUCAAAGGUGAGGCGACAGUCCACAUGGAUACCUUUCAGGUAGCACGUAUAGCCUACUGCACUGCUGACCACAACAUCAGCCCAAACAUCUUUGCUUGGGUCUAUCGGGAGAUCAACGAUGACUUGUCCUACCAGAUGGACUGCCAUGCUGUAGAGUGUGAGAGCAAGCUGGAGGCCAAGAAGCUGGCCCAUGCCAUGAUGGAGGCCUUUAAGAAAACUUUUCACAGCAUGAAAAGUGAUGGCCGGAUCCACAGGAACAGCUCGUCAGAGGAAGUGUCUCAUGAAUUUGAGUCUGAUGAUGGCUGACUGAACUCAAUCACGGUUCAGCAAAGGCAGAAAUGACCUAGGGAUUGCGAGCUGAUAGAUGAAUAAGUAACAAUUGAAACUGGGGAAAGAAAGGACUGCCAAACACUUCUCUGACCAGAUUUUUAAAUCAAAAGAGCAAUUCAGUACCUACAGAUAUGCAUCAUUAAAGUAGUUACUUUACAUUGAAAUCUGCUGCUGUUGUAAAAGUGAGAAAAAAGCUCUCCCCCCAUUUCUCUCACCCACCCAUCACUGUUCCUUUCUUAUCUCUGUAGUUCAGGUGCAUACUAAGAAGUGGAGUCAUUCCUGUUUGUCUUAUAAGACUGGUCAGGCACUUUUACUAGUUGCUUCUCUGGCAUUCCAAGCUCGGGUCUGAUGAUGGUGUACAAGAGCAAGUAGACCUGGAAAACGCUAA
Messenger RNA from Nestor notabilis (Kea), 889 nucleotides. RefSeq names its product phosphotyrosine interaction domain containing 1 (gene PID1). The record is from RefSeq and is a predicted model, not a curated record. Lineage: Eukaryota; Metazoa; Chordata; Aves; Psittaciformes; Psittacidae. Gene Ontology annotation, biological process: regulation of cell population proliferation; negative regulation of insulin receptor signaling pathway; regulation of reactive oxygen species metabolic process. The annotation marks the transcript as partial. Gene Ontology annotation, cellular component: cytoplasm. The transcript has a single exon.